AUGAGACUGACCCACGCGCCCGCGCUCGCAGUCGAGGUCCGCCUCAAGCCGACGUCGACGAUGCGGUACGACUUGAUCCGCCGGCUCAUGAGCCAGCACCUCGACGCCGAGUACGAGACGCUCCUCACGCACUCGGAGGUGCACGACUGGCGGGACGUCGCCGUCCUCGCGCAAAACGUCGACCGGGUCUGGAUUGGCGAAUGCAGUACGUCCCUCUCGUCCUCACCUCGGCGCGACCUUCUCGGUUCUCUCACUCACCCCUACCGUCGCCCGCGCACAGCCCUCGCUACUUCCGCCGUCCCUCUCGACGCCGUCUCGCUCCACUUGCACGUGUACCAGCCGCCGUCCUCGUCGCGCGUCACCGAGUUCAGCACGUCGCCGCACAACGACGACGACGGCGACUCGGACGUGCCCGCCGCGUCGGUCCUCGAGCUGCCGUCCCUGAGCCUCGAGGGCGUGUGGGACACGCUCAUCUACGACGGCGACGUCAAGGGCAAGCUCCUCAACUACAUCUACUCGACCAUGCUCUUCAGCGACGCCCUCGUCGACUUCAACAUCGUCACGUGGAACCGCGUCGUCCUCCUGCACGGUCCGCCGGGAACGGGCAAGACGUCCCUGUGCCGGUCGCUCGCUCAAAAGCUCGCCAUCCGCCUCUCGGACCGGUACGCGUCAGGCAAGCUCAUCGAGAUCAACUCGCACUCGCUCUUCAGCAAGUGGUUCUCCGAGUCGGGCAAGCUCGUCCAGCGCCUGUUUGCCCAGGUCACCGACAUGGUCGACGACGAGAGCAGCUUUGUCGUCGUCCUCAUCGACGAGGUUGAGAGCUUGACGGCGGCAAGGGCGGGCGCCAUGUCGGGCAAGGAACCUUCUGAUGCACUGCGAGUCGUCAACGCCCUCCUGACGCAGCUCGACAAGCUCAAGACGCGCAAGAACUGCCUCGUCAUGACGACGUCCAACCUCACCGGCGCCAUCGACAACGCCUUUAUCGACCGGGCCGACAUCAAGCAGUACAUUGGCCUACCGCCUGCUGCCGCCGUCUACUGGAUCCUCAAGUCGUGCCUGAACGAGAUCAUGCGCGCCGGCCUCAUCCCUCCUGUCGCCCUGCACGAGUACAAGGCCCUCGAGGUGCUCGAGUCGACGGGCGGCGCAGGAGCGCAAGACGCCGACGAGGAGACUCGCUGCAGCGAGUUGCUCUUCUCGCUCGCCAACCAGUGCCAGCAGGGCCUUUCCGGCCGCACGCUCCGCCGCCUUCCCGUCCUCGCCCACGCACGACACAUCGCCGUCUCGUUCGCCUCGUCGGCGCGGCCGAGGCUCGCCACGUGGCUCGAGGCGAUGCGCAAGACGGUCGAGGAGGAAGGGAGGGAGAUGGACCGGGUCGAGGGGGCCGUGUGAGGAGAUGCAUCGCAGGUCGUCGCACUCGG
Molecule: messenger RNA, 1418 nt
Organism: Rhodotorula graminis WP1
Lineage: Eukaryota; Fungi; Basidiomycota; Microbotryomycetes; Sporidiobolales; Sporidiobolaceae
Exons: 9
Coding region: 1-1389 (462 amino acids)
Biological process (GO): meiotic recombination checkpoint signaling; reciprocal meiotic recombination
Cellular component (GO): nucleus; chromosome
Molecular function (GO): ATP hydrolysis activity; ATP binding
Source: RefSeq, a predicted model, not a curated record